AUGAUUCACACCUCACCUAUACCGGACCUGGACAUCCCAAAGUGCAAUGUCCUGAGCUAUCUCUUCCCAAAAGACCGCCCCGUAUCGAAUGACCCUGUUUGGCACGAUGCCGCCGACGCGAAUAUCAACGUCUCGCCCAAGCAGAUGCUUACGUGGAUCAAGCGGGUUAUCAUUGGCUUGGACAAACUCGGCCUUCAGAAAGGCGAUGUUUGUAUGAUACACACUCCCAAUCAUGUUCUCGUUCCCGCUGCAUACCUCGGUAUCGUAGGCGGCGCAAGAUGCUUUAGCGCGGCGAACCCGAUAUACACGGUCGAUGAGAUCGUCCACCAGAUGAAGCUUACAGACGUGAAAUGUCUUCUCACACAUCCUAGCUUGGUUGAGAGGGAUUUGGAGGCGGCUAAGAAGGUGGGACUGUCGAAAGAUCGAAUAUUCCAGUUUUCAGACGACCCGAAGCCUCAUAAAGAGAUUUCUGGAGUCAAGGAUUGGCGAUACAUGAUUGGCAGCGAGAAAGAGGCAGAAAACUACAACUGGAUAGAGCUGUCUCCACAAGAGGCCGAAAAGACAAUCGCUACGAUAAACUUUUCAAGUGGGACAACGGGGAUGCCGAAGGGCGUUAUGAUUGCACACUCUGCUCUGAUUGCCAACGUCGAACAGACCGCUGCUGUUCGAUGGCCCGAAAAGAACUUCAACCAAGGCGAUAAAGUGAAUGAGCGAUGGAUUGGAUUCUUGCCUCUGUACCACGCGUAUGGUCAGCUCUACGCCAAUCUUCUGGCCGUAAGAUUUGGUGUUCCCAUCUUCAUUAUGCGACAAUUCGUCUACACGGAUUUCCUCCACUGCAUUYAGGAACAUAGGGUCUCCGAUUUGCAGCUCGCGCCCCCAGUAUUGGUCAUGAUGGCAAAGCGUCCCGAGACGAAGAACUACGACUUAAGCAGCUUGAACAACAUUCUCAGCGGCGGUGCUCCUCUCGGGAAGGACCUUGCGAAUGAGAUCUCGCGGAGGUUUAAUGUUACUGUAAAGCAGGGAUGGGGCAUGACCGAGGUGACCUGCGGCUCUGUUAUGCAGCGGGAGCCCCGCGAUGAUGGAACCAUUGGAGAACUGCUCCCGAACAAUGAGAUGAAAGUCAUCGACGAUGAUGGCAACGAGGUGGGAUUUGACACUCCCGGUGAGAUGUGCAUCAAAGCUCCGAAUGUCAUGUUGGGGUACUGGAAAAACGAAGCCGCAACGCGAGAGACUCUCAGCAGUGAUAGAUGGCUGAGGACAGGGGAUGUAGUGAUUAUCAACAAAGAAGGCCUGAUCUGGAUCGUGGACCGCAAGAAGGAGCUCCUGAAAAUAAAUGCGCUCCAAGUCGCGCCCGCGGAGCUAGAAGAUCAGCUUCUCAAAAACGAGGUCAUCAGCGACGCAGCGGUAGUCGGGAUCACACUCAACGACGAGGAAUGGCCUCGAGCCUACGUCGUUUUGAGCGACGAAGCAAAGAAGAGCGGAGUCACACCUAAGCAAAUACAAGACUGGCUCAAACCACGRGUUGCAAAACACAAAGCACUUGUCGGCGGUGUGAAGUUUGUGGAUGAAAUUCCGAAAUUAGCGAGCGGCAAGAUUCAGCGCAAAGUUCUUAAGGAGUGGAGCAAAGAGGAUGCUAAAGAGCUGUCGAAGACUUUUGAUCGGGCUAAGCUAUAG
This is a messenger RNA of Ramularia collo-cygni, 1674 nucleotides long. RefSeq names its product related to 4-coumarate--CoA ligase. The coding region runs from base 1 to 1674 and encodes 557 amino acids. Lineage: Eukaryota; Fungi; Ascomycota; Dothideomycetes; Mycosphaerellales; Mycosphaerellaceae. Gene Ontology annotation, molecular function: CoA-ligase activity; RNA binding; translation initiation factor activity. The record is from RefSeq and is a predicted model, not a curated record. Gene Ontology annotation, biological process: secondary metabolic process; translational initiation. The transcript is spliced from 7 exons.